This is a messenger RNA of Hordeum vulgare subsp. vulgare (domesticated barley), 2097 nucleotides long. RefSeq names its product zinc finger protein STOP1 homolog. Lineage: Eukaryota; Viridiplantae; Streptophyta; Magnoliopsida; Poales; Poaceae. The coding region runs from base 346 to 1884 and encodes 512 amino acids. The transcript has 2 exons. The record is from RefSeq and is a predicted model, not a curated record. Gene Ontology annotation, biological process: response to acidic pH; response to aluminum ion.
CCACGCUAUAGACUUUAUCCCCCGCUUUCCCGUACCAUUCUUUCCUCUUUCUCCCCUGAUUCCAACGCGGCCGCCGCGCCGUAGCUCAGCCUCACCGCCGACCACCUCAACCCCGUUCCCCAACCCCUCCGCCACCGCCGGCCCUGUUCUUCCUCACCGGGUCCCCGCUGUUCCCAUCCCGGCCGCAAUCAUUGGCCAUUGAGGGUUUGAUGCUUUUCCUGUCUUAUUAUCAAUUUCUCGUUUGGAGACGAUCGCGUGAGAUAGAAGAAAGGGCGGACUGGACUAGAAUCUGAGCUCUGGUGGAUCUGAACUGGAAGUGGGACGAGAAAAGGUUCAGAAAUUUCCAUGAAAGCUUCGUCGUCCAUGGCAGGCGACGCGUCAGGGAACACAGACCCUGGCCAACAGGGUGUUCGUUUCAGUUCCAUGGACCAGUCUUGCUUUGCAAGACCUGGCCAGUCAAUCCCUGGUUAUCCUCCGUUCUUUGGCCCUCAAUCUUCCAACUUUUACCUUCCUGAUGACAGUGUGGGUAAAGCUUGUGAUCCUUUUGAACCGAAUCCUCCAGUGAAUGAGCCUAUAGCAGAUUGGGAUCCUCAGGCAAUGCUGAGCAACCUUACCUUCCUUGAGCAGAAGAUCAAGCAGGUGAAAGAUAUCGUGCAGUCCAUGGGUAACCGAGGGAGCCAGGUUGGUGGUGCUUCCUGCGAGCUUGCCGCAAAGCAGCAGCUCGUCACUGCCGAUCUGACUUCCAUCAUAAUUCAGCUCAUCUCGACUGCCGGCUCCAUGCUUCCUUCCAUGAAGACCCCGCUCCUUAGCAGCAAUCCAGCGGUCAGGCAAAUAAACACGCCUGGUUCUACCAUGGGCUUCGGCUCGACUGCGAAUCAGCGGCCAAGCGCAACCAGGGAGGAGAUGAUUCCUGACAUUAGUAAGACAUCUGACUAUGAGGAGCUGAUGAAUACCCUUAAUACAGCCCAUGAUGAAAAGGAUGAUCAGAUCAAAUGCCCAAAUCCUUGUGGCGUGGAAGGGUCUGAACCGGUUCCAAUGGAAGACCAUGACGUGAAGGAGAGUGAUGAUGGUGGCGAGGCAGAGCAUCUCCCCCCUGGUUCUUAUGUGGUCUUGCAAUUGGAGAAGGAGGAGAUUUUAGCACCACAUACUCAUUUCUGUGUUAUAUGUGGCAAGGGUUUCAAGAGGGAUGCCAACCUAAGGAUGCACAUGAGGGGUCAUGGAGAUGAGUACAAGACUCCUGCAGCUCUUGCCAAACCCAUGAGAGAUUCUGGCUCAGAUCCUACACCAGUUACAAGGUACUCGUGCCCAUAUGUCGGUUGCAAGCGGAACAAAGAGCACAGGAAGUUUCAGCCUCUCAAGACAAUCUUGUGUGUGAAGAACCACUACAAGAGAAGCCACUGUGACAAGAGGUAUACCUGCAGCCGAUGCAACACCAAGAAGUUCUCAGUCAUUGCGGACUUGAAGACUCAUGAGAAGCACUGCGGGCGUGACAAGUGGCUCUGCUCAUGUGGAACGACCUUCUCAAGAAAGGAUAAGCUAUUCGGGCAUGUUGCCCUUUUCCAAGGGCACACACCUGCUCUUCCAAUGGAUGAUAUCAAAGCAACAGGAGCAUCGGAGCAGCCUCAGGGGAGUGAGGCGAUGGACGACAUGGUAGGGAGCACAGGGUAUAACUUCCCAGGCAGCACGUCUGAUGGUGUUCCGAAUCUAGACAUGAAAGUUGCCGAUGACACACGUGGUUAUUUCUCGCCCUUGAACUUCGACCCAUGCUUCGGUGCCCUUGAUGACUUCGCCCGCCCUGGAUUCGACAUCUCCGAGAACCCCUUCUCCUUCCUGCCUUCGGGACCCGGGUCAUGCAGUUUUGGGCAGCUUAGUGGAGACAACUGAUGGAGCUCGUCGUCAUAGACAACCAUGAUGGUGUCAAUUGUUAUGUAUGAAUGUUAUAUGUAUGUCGGUCUCGGUUCUUCCUCUAUUCAGGGAGCCAUUUUGGUCCAUGCCUCUUUCUUAAGUGUACUUUAGUUUGUGGUCAUCAAUAAUGAUCAAGCACUUACAUAUAUAGAUUUGAAAGUCUCAAUUGUUAAAUAUAUAUUAUUUUCUUUA